This is a messenger RNA of Cutaneotrichosporon oleaginosum, 1168 nucleotides long. RefSeq lists its product as uncharacterized. NCBI's taxonomy places the organism in Eukaryota, Fungi, Basidiomycota, Tremellomycetes, Trichosporonales, Trichosporonaceae. The record is from RefSeq and is a predicted model, not a curated record. Gene Ontology annotation, molecular function: glycosyltransferase activity.
AGUCAUCGACCACUACUACCACUUUGCUGCUGAAUUGCUACUGGGCACCUGGCGUGUCCACGCGACGCUGGACCCACACAUCACUGCCGAGGCGCACUCUUCCAUUGAGCCGCCCGCGCGUGCGUGGUUCCUGCACCACGAGCCGAACCAGUGGCGCGACCACCCCAAGUUCAACCCCACGAUCAUGUACGGCUGCUUCCCGAACACGGCACUUCUGUUCCCUCAGGACAUGGACGACCUCCGCCAGGUGACUGCCAGCGAGUACCGCAAGAAGGCAUAUGUGUUGGACAAGGCGAUCCUCGCGGACCGCUCUGCCGCCUUCCGCGGCCCUUACACCGGCCCAACAUCUCGCACGGUCGCAGGUGCCACCGCCUUGGGCAAUGUUAGCCGCUGGUGGUGGGAGCCGAUCCGCCGGCAGGUGCUCCGCUUCUCCGAGGUUCCCGAGGAGAUCAUCAGCCGCAACCUGGAGGGGUACGGCGCCGUCGACCCCGUUGAGUGGGAAGGCAAGACUGCUGCUGAGAUCGGGUACACCCCGCUCAAGCCGGCUGGAGACUACAAGCCCGUCGUCACCUAUAUCUCGCGCCAGAAGUCGCGCCGCCGCCUCACGCCUGAGUCACAUAACAAGCUCGUCGCCGCGCUCAAGGAGAAGGCGGAGAAGGUUGGCUUCGAGUUGAUCGUCGUUGAGGCUGAGCGAUACACGAAGGAGGAGCAGUUCGCAAUCGCCGGCAAGACGACAAUCAUGCUCGGUGUGCACGGCAACGGUCUGUCGCACCUGCUCUGGAUGCCCGCGACGCCCAGAUCCGCGGUCAUCGAGAUGUUCUACCACGGCGGCUUUGCGCGUGACUGUGAGUACUGCGCUGCGCAGCUUUGUGAAAUACGCUGACCCUCUAGACCAAUGGACGGCGCACGCCCUCGGUAUCCGCCACUUCGCAGUCCAGCACGACCAGUACCGUACAUCGCCCAACCUGUAUCGUGUCGACUACCCCGAGGGUUUCCAGGGGAAUCAGAUUACGGUCGACGCGGCAACAGUUGCGAACCUGAUCGAGGCGCGUUUGACAGGCAAGGCAUAGGGUGGGGAGAGGGGAGGCGCAGCCUUGAGGGCUAUCUCACGAAAUCUGGCGCAGACAACCAUGUCGCCCGGUCAUCAUGUUUCCAAUGCAUAUCUUGU